CCAGUUACCCAAAACUGGGUAACAUUUAAAAAAUGAAGGGAAGUUUGGCUUUUUAGCUUUUGAUUCAUACAGUUUUGAGAGGAGAACAGCACAAUAGUAGGUGAAGCGGCUGCAAACUCACAGCGGCGUUAGUAAAGAAGAAGCAGGUGUCCAACAUGGCGAACGCGGCCAGCGGAGCUCUCGCAAGCCUUCUGCUUUUAUCCACGAUUGCGGCAGCUGUUCUCCAAGGAGCAGCUCAGUACCCAGUCCAAAGCCAGAACCUGGUGACAGACAACGUGUCGGUGGUGGAGGGAGAAACGGCCACGAUCAGCUGUCGAAUUAAAAACAACGACGACUCCGUCAUCCAGCUUCUGAACCCCAACAGACAGACCAUCUACUUCAAAGACGUCAGACCCCUGAAGGACGCUCGCUUUCAGCUGGUCAACUUCUCAGACAACGAGCUGCGCGUGGCUCUGUCCAACGUUUCUCUCUCGGAUGAGGGCCGAUACGUGUGCCAGCUCUACACGGACCCGCCGCAGGAGGCCUACGCCGACAUCACUGUGCUGAUCCCACCUGGCAACCCAAUCAUCGAGUCACGGGAGGAGAUCGUGAGCGAGGGCAAUGAGACAGAGUUUAUCUGCACAGCGAUGGGCAGCAAACCCGCUGCCAACAUCAAAUGGAUGAAGGGCGAUAAAGAGCUGCAAGGGAGGUCUAAAGUGGAGGACACAUUCGACAGGAUGUACACGGUGACCAGCUGGUUAAGGUUUACAGUCACAAAGGAGGACGACGGCGUGCCCGUGGUCUGCAUUGUGGAUCAUCCGGCGGUUAAGGAAUUCCAGGCUCAAAAAUACCUGGAAGUUCAGUAUAAACCAGAGGUGAAGAUUGAGUUUCCGAAAGGCCUGACCAGAGAGGGAGAGAACCUGGAGCUGACAUGCAGGGCCAAAGGCAAACCACAACCUCAGCAGGUGAACUGGAUAAAGGUGGACGACGACGUGCCAUCACACGCCGUUAUCUCCGGCGCAGAUCUCUACAUUGAAAAUCUCAACAAAUCCUACAACGGUACUUACCGCUGCGUGGCCUCCAACUCGGUGGGUGAAUCCUUCGACGAUUACACCCUCUACGUGUACGAUGCCCACACCACCACCCCUAUACCCACAACAGCCACCACCACCAUGUACACCACUACAUCUCUCCCAGGCAUCACCCAAGACGCCGCGCCCAGCACCGAACCCGCUGCACACGACUCAAGAGCAGGAGCAGGAGCUCAGAGGGCAGUGGACCAUGCUGUUAUCGGAGGAGUGGUGGCUGUCGUGGUCUUUGCCAUGCUUUGUCUUCUUAUCAUUUUGGGACGAUACUUUGCAAGACACAAAGGUACCUACUUCACACAUGAAGCGAAAGGGGCAGAUGAUGCAGCCGAUGCUGAUACAGCCAUCAUCAACGCUGAAGGUGGACACAACAACUCGGAUGAAAAGAAGGAAUACUAUAUCUGAUUGUCCAAACCCUUUGCUGGUGUUUAUGGUUUAGUUUUUUGAUGGGUGGGAUGGGUGGAGCAUGGACGGGUUGAGAAUGGGAAAUGGGAUUGAAGUUUUUUCUUUGUUUUUAUUUCUGGCAAUGGAAUGAUUUAGACUGCUACCAGGACAGCUAAGAUGAUUUCAGCAUUUGUGUUGGGGUGGGAAUGAGAGGUUCAUGGUCAGGGGUGGGAAAUUGGGUAGGGUUGGGGUUGCCAGAUGUCGCCAUGUAUCAUUGUAGAAUGCUUUACCAUUUAACGUCUCCCAAACUGCUGAUACUACUUUUGUUCAGUUCAGACCAUUUGCAGAAACUUCUGUGCCUUGUUCUGAUUUUUUUUCUCUAUCAUGCUUUUGGUUUCGAACUAUUGUGCUGCCCAAAACAUAAUCACACCCCAUUACUUUAUUCAUAGUCUCUGUCCGCUUUCCUAUGAGGGUAAUUUUACACAGCGCCUCAAGACACCUCUGCACUGUGUAGCCAUCGCGUUCUUUAACUGCGAACCAAAAUUCCUUCACAUCCUAUCCUCUAUACUGUGAGAAGGCCAGGAAACAUGGCAUUAUUUUAAGUAUUUCUGUAAUCACUAAAAUGUGUAUUUGACAUCUUAAACAUUGUGUACUAGGAAACUAAAUGAGGAAAAGCAAAAGCAUGACCCGUUAAGAUUAUUUCCUAAUCCUAAUCCUUAACCCAGACCCAGUCACUUCCAACCUAUUGCCAUAAAGUACAAGUACUGAUCCUAAAAACUGUACCUGUUUUUAUUCUGUAUUGCUAUGAAAUGGUUAUUUUUGACACUGUACAAAAUUUCUCCUGAUGUAUAAAUUACAUGUGCCAGUACUUUUGAAACCUAUCUACUAACUAGAGUGUGUUUAGGUUGCGGCCAAUUUAUUUCCAGCUCGACCUGCUGCACUUGCACAGGCAUGUUGAUUAAUUCCACUCAGCUAGACAGGGUUAAACGGAUAUUUAUUGUUUUGGAAUGAUCUUGUAUUGUUUCUAUCCACAGAUUGAAAAAAUCCUAAAGACUCAUGCUUACAUAAAAAGGUCAAAAUGUUUUAGCAAUUUAACUGCUCUAGUCUAUCUAAGCUGGUGGUGAUGGUUCUGUAGCACAUGCUUAUCUGACUACCUAAAAUAGUAAAGAAAAUUGUGGGUCUGUUAGUAGGUAUUAGAUUCUGGUUUCAGUAUGUAUACUGUAUACUAUAAGACACAACUGCAAUUUUUUGUGGUGGGAUGCUCUACAGAUAUGAAUACAUCUUAUUCAUCUUAUAAUACUACCUAAACAGAAAUCUUUAUCUAUCAAAAUGCAUUUUUCCAUGAAGACAUAGCAAUUACAUGAUAAAGAGAAGCCUCAGAUGUAAUUUGGUGGAAUUCAUUAUGAUACAUACGACUUAAUUUAUUCCAGCUAAUAUCAUUAACAGUGCAGGUAAUACAAACUGGCUUUUGUAUUUAAUGAAGUGAAUCACUACAAUGUAAGAUUAAUCAAGAUCCCUGAUCACCCCUGUUCCAGCAGAUCUAUCAGAAUUCAAUUUUGAGCUCCUGUAUGAUUUAAUAGGUAAAAAAAUUAGUGCCCAUUUGUGCUGCAAUAACAUACGUUUAAAUACUGUGGUCCAGGAGAGCAUAAUUGCCUUUGCUUUCUAGUUGGAAGGAAUUACUAUUAAGGGCAUCCAUGAGUAUCAUUUACACAACAGAGGGUAGAUAAUGCUCU
This is a messenger RNA of Trichomycterus rosablanca, 3181 nucleotides long. RefSeq names its product cell adhesion molecule 1a (gene cadm1a). Gene Ontology annotation, molecular function: signaling receptor binding. Gene Ontology annotation, biological process: cell recognition; susceptibility to natural killer cell mediated cytotoxicity; detection of stimulus. The transcript is spliced from 13 exons. NCBI's taxonomy places the organism in Eukaryota, Metazoa, Chordata, Actinopteri, Siluriformes, Trichomycteridae. Gene Ontology annotation, cellular component: synapse; plasma membrane; neuron projection. The record is from RefSeq and is a predicted model, not a curated record. The coding region runs from base 156 to 1469 and encodes 437 amino acids.